Molecule: messenger RNA, 4978 nt
Organism: Musca domestica (house fly)
Lineage: Eukaryota; Metazoa; Arthropoda; Insecta; Diptera; Muscidae
Gene: 5-HT2B
Exons: 8
Coding region: 909-3716 (935 amino acids)
Biological process (GO): G protein-coupled receptor signaling pathway, coupled to cyclic nucleotide second messenger; adenylate cyclase-activating adrenergic receptor signaling pathway; chemical synaptic transmission
Cellular component (GO): dendrite; membrane
Molecular function (GO): G protein-coupled serotonin receptor activity; neurotransmitter receptor activity
Source: RefSeq, a predicted model, not a curated record
UUUUCAGUUCCUAUUAGGUGUUCGCGGCUGACGGCUAACAAACGAACAGCACGCUACUCUACAAGGAUCGAGUUUAUCCCCAGUAGCAAAUGUUUUCAGCUCGGAGCAAAUACACUAAUAAUAUAUUUCGAAUGGCAGGUCCGCAACAGUGGAUUUAGUGCUGCUUCAUCGUUAUACGUCGAAUUUUUAAUUUUACGAUGGUGAUGGCGACGGUGCCUUCGCAUAUUCGUUGCAAACCGUGAAGAAUGUACAUAUUGUAACGGUCGUUUCUAAAUCCAAAACCUAGAAGUGCAAGUGUUUCUUAUUUUACAAAAUUAAAAGUUACAACGUGAAAUAAUUAUACCGUUUAAGUGACGGGAGUUUACAUCAAGAGUCAGUUCGAAGGUCUGUUCAAGGGAUCGUUAUAAAUCGCAAGCCCAAGGCGUACGCUAGGAUUAUUGGUUUAAGGAUUAUUGGAGAGUAACCUAGUGCCCCGGUAUUGAGGGGUGGAGUGGUCGUUAAUUGCCCGCUCGAACGAUGAGAGGCAUGUUUAGAUUGAAGUUUGAAGAGGUCAGUACAGUGGCGUAGUUUUCAAUGCACUGCAAGACAUUUUGAAUGGCCAUUUCGAGAGUCCUUGGAAAACAUUGCCGUCGCAGCGCACACGGCUUUGGAAGAAAUCAAAAGGUUAAUUACGAAAUUGUUGAAGCGAUUACAACAGUCAACAGCCGGAACAUGGCCGUGCCGUUUUAAACAACAAAUUUUCAAAAUAGCUACUCAGGCCUGAAACUAAUGUUGGCGAUGACGACGAUGACGAGGGUGGCGGAGUUCCACGGCAAUUCAAACACUGCAGCUGGCCAAAGGUCACGCACUUACUACAUGGCAUAUAAGCAUUUGUAGAUUCCUUGGAAUAACCACCUAAGACAAGUAACAUGGAGGGACAUUUUAAAUACGAAACGAGCAAGGAAAUUUAUUUAAUCUACAACAAUAGCAAUAGCCAUCAAUGGCCAUCGAACACAGCGCUAGAUUCUGAAUACACUUCGUCGCUUCACAUUCUGUCCAGUUACAACAACAACAGCUAUUUCGAUUUCGACUACGAUUCUUAUUUCAAAGGAACAGACUCCCUAGCGGGCGCUGCUCCAACCCUCGUCCCCGACGCGAAUCAGGCACAAGAGGCUCACACAACUUCAAGUCGGCCGGAUGAAUUGCUCGUCAACAGCCACUUUAACAAUUACUGGGCAUUAUUGGCACUGAUAUUGGUGAUAGGAACAGCUGCUGGCAACAUUCUCGUUUGUCUGGCUAUCGCCUGGGAACGGCGCCUGCAAAAUGUCACCAACUAUUUUCUCAUGUCGUUGGCCAUAACGGAUCUGAUGGUGGCGGUAUUGGUCAUGCCUUUAGGCAUCCUGACCUUGGUCAAAGGAUAUUUUCCCUUGGGCUCGGAGCACUGCCUGACUUGGAUUUGUUUGGAUGUGCUCUUCUGUACGGCAAGUAUAAUGCACUUGUGUACCAUUUCUGUGGAUCGAUAUCUGUCGCUGCGUUAUCCGAUGCGCUUCGGGCGGAACAAGACACGCAGACGGGUUACUUUGAAAAUAGUGUUUGUGUGGCUGCUAUCCAUCGCCAUGAGCCUGCCGCUGAGUUUGAUGUAUUCGAAGAAUCACGCUUCAGUUUUGGUUAAUGGUACUUGCCAGAUACCGGAUCCUGUGUACAAAUUAGUUGGAUCGAUUGUCUGCUUCUACAUACCGCUGGGCGUCAUGCUAUUGACUUAUUGCCUUACGGUGAGGUUGUUGGCACAGCAAAGACAGAAUCUCGGUGGUCACAACCAAACAGCCGCACCCGGCUGGGCAAGUGGAUGGCUAGGUCAAACACCAGCUCUAGAGCGCCGUUGUACCUGGCGUCGGUUGCUCAAAACCGGCCAUAAUACCAAUGCAACGUCUACGGCAUUGCAUGCUCAUUCUGCCAAUUCCACAGACACAGAGCUGUCGACGCUGGAUAACCAUGAGCUGUGGCUGCCAGAAUCAAGUGUUCCAGAGCCAACGCCAACAACAAUGACAGCCUUACACCAAUUCGGAGCCGAAAUGCUGAAGCUUUCCCGCGGGUUGGAAUCGGUGGUCUCUUCAUCGACAGGAUCCCCCACAAAAUCGGAAUUAUCCUCGGCUAACAUGCUACCCUUUUUGCAUAGCCCACUGCAAAAGCAGCAUUCCUUACAGUCCGAGGGAAGUCAACCGACCUCACAAUACCCGCCACACAACCAAGCUCAGCACCAACUCGUGCUACUGCCCGCUACCCCCACUCCAAUGUAUGCCACCCUGCAUCAGAUGAAGCCCCUCUACCACCCGACUCACCCAUAUAUACAUCAGCCGCAUCUUCAGCAGCCAUCGGACUUUCGUGUUCAUAACAAAGCAAACCCUUUGUCUCUAUCGAACGCACAUCCAUUCCUCCCCGCUUUGGAUUUUACGAAGGACUCCAAAGCACGAAAGCGAUCCUUGUGCGACGUCCGCGGAAGCCGCAGGAGACUGUGUGUAUAUGCCAAGAAACGUAGAGCAUCUAUGGCGGCAUGCAUACAACCACCAAAUACUCCCACAACGCCCUCCACAUGGAACAGAAAUCGUUUCUACAGCUUGCCUCAGAACACCCUCUUUGGGAGACAAUCAUCCCUGUCUCUGCACCGCAACUCCUCCGAGGAAAAGCUUGCCAAUAGGGGAACUGCGAAUUCACCCACGAAACCCUGCCACUCCGACACGGAAAUGGAUACUGGCGAAGCACUCAAAAUUUGCACCGACAGCGGGAAUGAUGAAGGAUACCUCCAGUUUCCGCCCAUAUGCACGUGUCCCUAUUUUGGAAAUCGUCCCCUAUCCAACUGCAUAAAACCGGCCGAGGUGAAAAUCGUUUCCACAACUUUUAAAUUAACCACCAGCACGCCGUGUGAUGUCGCACCAACGAUUGCGGAUGAGAGCAAUGCAAACCUGACAAAUACCCACACAACAUCCAGCCUAAGUCCACACACCAUGUCCAUUUUAAAUAGCAACCACUCGUCGAGCACACUGACUGUUGAGUCCAGCAGCGACGGCUGCUUCCUGGCAGCACCACAGACACCAAAGAGAAAACUCAGCAUUUCAAAAACCGCCUCCAUUGUGACGUGGGAUUCUGGAAGACACCGCAGGAGGGGAUCAAGCUUCGGAGGAGCGCGCACAUCUCUAUUACUUACGCCCACCAAGACUGGAGGCCUUACUACGUCGACAUCGGCGACGCCUCUGAGAAGAUCUGCAACACUGAGGAGCCACAACAAUAUGAACUAUGCCGGUAGCGAUGCAGCCACGUCGACUGGCAUGAGAAUGAAAUCAAAAUCCCCCCACUCUUCGCCGUGCUUGUUGCAACGCAACCAAACUGUGCGUUCCCAUCACUCGCGCAACUCUAGUGUGAUUUCGAGGAACUCUUCGCGCCACGGGCGCAUCAUAAGGCUGGAGCAAAAGGCCACCAAAGUGUUGGGUGUUGUGUUCUUUACGUUCGUAAUACUGUGGUCGCCUUUCUUCGUGCUCAAUUUGCUGCCGACAGUGUGCGGCGACUGUGAGGACCGCAUAGACCACUGGGUGUUCGAUGUGGUUACCUGGCUAGGCUAUGCCAGUUCCAUGGUCAAUCCCAUAUUUUACACCAUCUUCAAUAAGGUAUUCAGGCAGGCGUUUAAGAAAGUUCUCCUGUGUAGGUAUUCAGGGACUUCGUCCAGUUGGCGCCCGCACAGGUAGCACAACCAACCCACCUUGUCCAUGAAAAUGCCACUGGGAAAUAAACCUAAAAUGGUGGAAGUGGGUCCAACUGAACGCAAUUGCCGCAAAUCCAAAGCGCACCCGCGUUCCAAGAAAUCAUUCAAAUGGCACGGCUUUUCCAAAAGUUUCAACAGUCGUGGCAGAUGAAAAGGAUGUAAUCCUGCGAUGGCUGUGCAAAUUAUGAAACAAACAACCUGAUGCGCGUUAGACAAUGACAACACCGAGGUCUCGAGGUCUCGGAAUUCUUGUAAAUAUCAACUAAUAUAAGGGAAUCAUUAUUGGAGAGUAUUCAUACAGGCGCACCUGUACCAGGGACAUCUUCUGUGUACAUAAACAUAUAUAUAUACAUAUACGAUUUUAUAGAUUAAUUAAUUUUAUACUUCCUAUGACUUAUGAACGUUAAAACGUAGCAAUAGUAUAUACAUAGUAGAAGCAGGGUAGAAACAUUUACCGUAGCGUACCUCCAUGUUAGGGACAAAGAGAAAAUAUUGUUGGAACUUCAAUAUCAAAACUCGUUAGAUAUUCUUUCUCUUCUAUUCUGGAAAUCGCCAAGAAUGUGAUAAUCAAGAAUACAUUUUCCUUGGACUAAUUCUCUCUCUUUCUCUCUCUCUCUCUCUCACUCACUCACUCACAUUAAAAAUGUGUCGAAUUAGUUUUCAACAAAUCAUUCAAUGUGAUUUAGUUGUGGUAGUGGCCCGAAUCUAAUUUGGAAUUGUAUCAAAGGAAAUAAGUUUUUGAUUCCACAGGGUAACAAAUGGAGAACUUCAAUAGGAAGAGGAAUUGAAAAUUCAUAACAUUUGAUUGUACCCUAAGUUUUAGUCUAUGUCAUGCGUUUGCUAGAUUCGUGUACCAGACAUUCGUACACACACACACACACACAGUCACAUACAAAUCCAAUAUCUGUCCGUAGUUCCUAUUGUUCCUAGCGUUACACAAUUCGCCACACGCCAUCAUUCUUUUUUGUUUGUUGUUUUUUUUUUGUUUUGUUUCCCCUUUCAUUUCUUGUUCCCGUUUCGGAUGUGGAUUUGUAUUUAUUUUAAAGCAGAAAAAUGAGUAUUAACAUAUAUGAAUGUUAUUCUAUUUACGAAUGUGUGUAACGAAGCUCUACUUUUUCAUAUUAUGUUGUUGCUAUUGUAUUUUCGUUUUCCAAAAACAAAAGAUCCCAUUGUACCAUACAAUAAAUGUUUAUAUAGCAGUGAUGGAAAAUAGAAUAAAAAAAAUGAAUAGCUGAAAAAAGAAAA